This is a messenger RNA of Aedes aegypti (yellow fever mosquito), 3127 nucleotides long. RefSeq names its product peroxisomal N(1)-acetyl-spermine/spermidine oxidase. The record is from RefSeq and is a predicted model, not a curated record. Lineage: Eukaryota; Metazoa; Arthropoda; Insecta; Diptera; Culicidae. The coding region runs from base 275 to 1975 and encodes 566 amino acids. The transcript is spliced from 3 exons. Gene Ontology annotation, molecular function: polyamine oxidase activity.
CAACCAAGUUCGAGCAGCUCGUUGAACACAGCUUUUUAUUUUCAAUCCGUGCUCCGCGAUCAACACCGAAAAGUAUAGUUUUUCCUUGGCAUUGGCAGUGCGCGAAGAAAAGUGGUGAAAAAUCGAAUAUUUCCCGAACUGCAGUUUGUGUUUUCCUUCGUUUUCCCCGGUUGGAAAACCUUCCGGAAGCUGUCGCAUUCGGUUUCGGAUAGGUGGUUGAAUGUUUGUGGUCGCAGUGCCGGAGUAAUAAUUGGUGCCAGGACCCAGACUCGCUAUGAGCGAUGAAAAUGGAAAAUCCACGGCGACCAGUCAAUCUUCGUCGUCGUCGAAUCCUGAAGCAGCAGCAAAGAGAAGAAAAUACAAAGUAGUCAUAAUCGGUGCGGGUAUGGCUGGAUUAUCCUCGGCGAAUCAUUUGAUUAAGAAUGGAUGCUCGGAUUUUGCUAUCCUUGAGGCUCGGAAUCGGGUAGGCGGAAGGAUCAUCGGAAUCGAGAUGGGAUCGCAAAAGGUCGAGCUUGGUGCAAAUUGGAUUCACGGUGUGUUGGGCAAUCCUAUGUUUGAACUUGCGAUGCAACAUGGACUGAUAAGCAUCAUCAAUAUUCCCAAACCGCACAAAGUGGUAGCGGCCACCGAGGACGGCAAACAAGUGCCUUUUCAGGUGCUACAGGAAAUCUAUGAAGCCUACGUUUGUUUCCUGCGGCGGUGUGAAGAGUAUUUCCUUUGUCAGUAUCUUCCGCCGCCGGAUGUUCACAGCGUUGGAGAGCACAUUAAUCUAGAAGCUGAGUUGUAUUUAAACAAUAUAGACGACUACAAAGAAAAACAUCUGAGGAAGUUGAUAUUCGAAUGCUUACUUAAACGAGAAACAUGCAUCACCGGAUGCCAUAGCAUGGACGAAAUUGAUUUACUAGAGCUAGGAAGUUACACAGAACUACAAGGAGGCAACAUAGUACUGCCUUCGGGAUAUAGUUCCAUUCUGAAGCCAUUGUGUGAUACGCUCCCAAAGGAAAACAUCAUCCUUUCGUGUCCUGUAAAAACAAUUCACUGGAAACGAAAAGGCCGGGCUCAUUCAGGCAAUAAUAACUCAGACGCCAUCCUUGAGGAGGAUGAAGACGAUAUCGAUUCGGAUGAUUCGGACAAGACAGUAACAGAAGUGCCGAUCGGUGACAAUCCUAGUAGUGGUGAUAAUAGCUUAAAGCAUAGCACGUCGAACGUUCAAAUCGAGUGCGAAAACGGUACUAUAUUCGAAGCAGAUCACGUAAUCUGUUCGAUCCCGUUGGGUGUGCUUAAGAAGCAUGGCCAAACGAUGUUCGAGCCUAGCCUACCGCAGUACAAACUGGAAUCGAUCGAUUCGCUACUGUACGGCACUGUAGAUAAAAUCUUCCUAGAAUACGAUAGGCCUUUUCUCAACGCCAAAGUCAGCGAGAUCAUGUUCCUAUGGGAGCACAUCGACCCGGAUCCGAACGCCGACGAGGAAGAGUACCUGAAAUCCAACUGGUACAAAAAGAUUUACUCAUUUUCCAAAGUGUCGGACACCCUGCUGCUGGGAUGGAUUUCUGGCCGCGAAGCGGAAUACAUGGAAAACAUUUCGCACGAAGUGGUCGCCGAAAAGUGUACGGAAAUCCUCCGAAGGUUCCUGAAAGACCCGUUCAUUCCAAAGCCAAAGCGAUGCGUGUGCACCAGCUGGAGCAAGCAGCCCUACAGUUGUGGAUCCUAUACCGCAAUCGCGGUCGGUGCCUCCCAGGACGAUAUCGACAAUAUCGCACAGCCCCUCUACUCUAGUCCGCAUCAAUCCAAGCCAUCGGUGCUAUUUGCUGGAGAACAUACCCACUCCAACUUCUACUCAACGGUUCACGGUGCUUACCUUAGCGGUCGAACAGCCGCGCAAAUCCUCCUAACGCCUGACUCGCCGCAGGAAAUUGUGAUGGAAUCGGAUACCAGUGAUCUUAGCUCUUGGAUCCAGGGCAUCGCUCUGGAAUAGUAAGAUAGACGACAACUAGAGAUUUCCCUGUAAUUUAUAAUAAUUUUAGCAUUUGCGGUUUGCCGUUACAUUUCCACCCCUUGUGCGAUCAUUUAUGUUGGUUUUCUUUUUUGUUAACACUUUUACGUUUCGUUCCUUCCUGUAUUGUGCAAACCUACUUAAUGUUUAGUUCCGUUAAACCAACUAUCAUACUAACUCGUGGGUUGCAUGUAAAUUUCAGUACCCUGUUAUAUUGUGUUUCCUUGUUUUAAGCAAACAUGUUCACUAGACUGAUGAUUUAGGUUUACACGAUAGCUGCAAUGGAGCUACGAACUACGCUGCAAAAACCUCGACAUAGAAACUUCAGUAACGCACAUUUCAAAGUUUGUUUGAAUUCCCAAAAUCCAAAAACUCUAUAAAACGAGAAUAUUUUCCGUACUGUUACAUUACGCAAUGGGAUUGUGCUCUCUUACUUACAAACUAUAUUUUUCUGCAGAUUUCCAUAAGUUCAAUCUAGUCCACUCGCAUAAUCGAACCUGUACCUAAAACUACGAAAACCCUACCAAUACACCUUGACUAAGUUAUCUAGUUUUACUUGUCUAUGUUGUUGAACGCAGAAAACAGUUAAUGUGCAUUUGUAUAGCGAUACCAAAUAGUAGAAGCUUCAGCAAUAGCAAUUACACGACGCAGUCGGACGGCUGAUUCACACCCGUUAAUCCUUAGAAUAAGCGUGAUGCUUUCAGUAUGAACCAAUAAACUAUUCACACGCCCCCACAUAUACACAAACCGUAAAUUUAUAAAACUACAAACGCAUUCACAACAAGCAUUAUAGCGCUCGGAACAGAUCCGGUUGAGGAAAGUUGAAAGAAUAGACAGUUUGGUCAUAAAUAAAAAAACACAAAAAGAACUGUUUAGGAUUGGACGGUUUUUCUACAUAGCUCUAUAGUAUUGUUUUUUGAUUGUAGAAUUUGAGGGAAUUUCAGGGCGAGACAACGUAUAGUAUUGUUAGCGGAUUGAAAGGAAAAUUAACGAAAUUUUAGAAUGAUUCAAAUACACAAUCGAUUCACUGUCAGAGCAAACGAUUGCAAAGAUAGGUUCUAAGCAAGCGACAAAAGUAUUUUGCUAAAAGUAAUAAAUUGGAAAAUAUCAAGUAAAAUCAAACAUUUCAAUCAA